This is a messenger RNA of Impatiens glandulifera, 1616 nucleotides long. Its product is annotated as protein NETWORKED 4B-like. The record is from RefSeq and is a predicted model, not a curated record. Bases 143 to 1429 code for a protein of 428 amino acids. Gene Ontology annotation, molecular function: actin binding. NCBI's taxonomy places the organism in Eukaryota, Viridiplantae, Streptophyta, Magnoliopsida, Ericales, Balsaminaceae. The transcript has 3 exons.
UCUCCUAGCUAAGCUUUUUCACUCCCUCUCCUCUUUGAAAAAGAAAUCGCCGCUACGAAAUUGCUUAGAUUUUCGUAGUCGAUUUCUGAAUUCUGAUAUCGUUCUUCUUUCAGGUGAAAGAGGAUUUUGAGCUAGUUCGAAAAUGAGCAACACAGAAACAGAAAAGCCACAUUCAUGGCUGAGGACUGACCGCUUUACACCAAUAAAUUCCUCAUGGCUUGCAGAAAAUCUAAAAGGGGUUGAUCAAAGUGUACAAGACUUGCUAACAAUGAUUGAAGAUGAUGACUAUUCUCUAGCAGAUGCUGACCUAGUUCAUGUGAGGCGGUCAGACAUGUUUGAUUGUAUUAAACAAAUUUACCACAAGCAUCAGAUACUUGCGGAGCAUUAUGACCAGAUUCUUUCAUCAGAUUAUUCCAGCUUGGCUAUCACAGACCACGCCAAUGUCAUUGCCUUGACUACUCCCAAUCAAGAUUGCCAGAAUCAGUUCGAUAAUGCUUCAUUCCCUUCCAACUUGUCGGACGGCUCUUCAAAAAUCAAAUUUUCCUUGUCUGAAUCAGAUUCUGAAUCCGAUUCCUCCAUUGAGAAAUAUGAAACUCCAAUUAUGAUGCCGUAUCCCAAGAGUACUAAUAAUAACGGCUCUAGUAGGAACGAUGAAUACGCUACUGUUUUGAACAAGAUCACAAAGUACAAAGAAGAACUGAAGGCCACACAGCAUAAACUUCAGAUUUCAGAAGAAGAGGUUAUUGAUUUGAAAAGGAAUGAACGCAUGGCUUUGAGCGAACUUGAAGAUGAGAAAAAGAUGGUGGCUAUGAUGGACUGUCAGAUUACAGACUGCAAUAUGAAUAUAUUUAAAUUGGUAACAGAGUUAAAUUAUUUACGGGAAGAAGUAGUGAAGGUGAAUGAUGAGCUAAGUAAUGCCAGAGAAGGGUUCGAGUUGGAGAAGGAAAAGCUUGAAAUGGAGGCGUUGGAGUUAUCAGAGGUAGUGUAUAUUCUCGGGGAAAGGAACCAAAUAAUGGAACUGGAAGCUGAAUACCUGAGGAGUGAGGCGAGGGAGUUGAUGAGAAGUAAGAAAUUGGUGGAGGAGGAGAUGAAGGAAGAGAUUGCGGGGAAGGUUAGCAUGAUAGAGGAUCUAUAUAUGAAAGUGGAGGCAAACGAGGAGAAAAUGAAAAUGGCUAUGAGAAGGAGAGAGUACGAUUACGAGAAGAGAAUCGGGGAAUUGGAAGAGAAGGUGGAGAUGUCAAGGAAAGGGGAAGAGGAGCUGAAGAAAGAGGUUGCGGAUAGGGGGGAGGAGAAGAAGGAAGCAAUUAGGCAGCUGUGUUUCUCGUUGGAUUAUUACAGGAACAGAAAUGAGAAACUUCGACAGGUAAUUGUUGAUGCUAAUUCUAAAUGUUACUAUUACAAAUCUGCUGCAGUUGUUUCUGCUUCAUGAUUGAUUCAUCUCAUUAUGGUUUAUAUUACCAAAUUUCUAUCUAAUAUAUGCAAAUGUAUGCAUGCAUGCAUAGUUGUUCUGGUUAGGCCAUGAAUUUGGUGGACCUCCUUAUGUUGUUCUAUUAAUUUUUCAGGAUAUUCAAGGAACCAUGAUUUUGAAACUUGUUUUUUUUUUUGUGUGUUGGGUA